Molecule: messenger RNA, 300 nt
Organism: Linum tenue
Lineage: Eukaryota; Viridiplantae; Streptophyta; Magnoliopsida; Malpighiales; Linaceae
Source: the annotation of a GenBank genome assembly
AUGGUUUCCGGUCUUGUACCGCUGAUCUUCAUCAUCUGCCCCUUAUCCAUCACAGCCUUGUCUUUCAACUUCACAAGCUUCACCGACGACAACCAAAACAUCACCUACGAACAAGCCUUCGCCGCCAACAACUCCAUCCAGCUCACUCGAAACCUCCUCCUGGGCUCGGACCUCAACAUCAGCUACGGCCGCGCAACUUACAGCUCCCCCUUACCCCUCUGGGACCCAGAUUCCAAAACCCUAACCGACUUCCAAACCCAUUUCACUUUCAGCAUCGUCUCCCAAUCCCAGAGCGGCUAA